Plasmopara halstedii is the source of this 1560-nucleotide messenger RNA. RefSeq lists its product as uncharacterized. The record is from RefSeq and is a predicted model, not a curated record. Bases 1 to 1560 code for a protein of 519 amino acids. Gene Ontology annotation, molecular function: toxic substance binding. NCBI's taxonomy places the organism in Eukaryota, Oomycota, Peronosporomycetes, Peronosporales, Peronosporaceae. The transcript has 2 exons.
AUGAAACCAAAGCCGGCAGAGCGCAUCGACGAUGGUAGCUUCAUGAGAAUCGAAGUCAUUUCAAUGAUGAAACUAUUGCUUGUCUCGGGCGUCGCUGUCACGUUUCUCACACUAUUUGUACUUAUUGGCUUUGGUGGAUCACCACCAGUUGCUACAUCUGACUGGACAAGCAGUCCGACACGAUGCACUUCAGACUUUUCCAUCAGUCUUUACAGGGAGUGCAUCAGAUCAAACGGUACAAUCAGUGACAAUGAUACAGAUAUUGAUAGUGCCGUAUCUGCUAUUGAUGAGGUCUUGAAAGUUUCAUUGAGAGAACGAAGAUCCAUCUUAACGUGUAUGUUUGACGCAUGCACGAACCGAACGAAUCGUCCAUUUGCCAGUAACGAACAGAGUCUACAUGUUGUCCAUUAUUCGUUUGAACUCAAUGGAUUUAAGCAGCUCAAUCGCUACUUUUACCUCGAAGCCUCAUUUCCAAACUUGAACCAAACAUAUCAAACUUUUAAUGUUACAUUGAUCCCGCAUGUCAAAGGGUUUUAUCUCAACGAGACUAGUGGUAAUCAAACAUAUGCAGACAUCAUUGACAAUGUCGCUUUAAAGACAGUCACUGUCGAGUGUGCAGUAGGUAAUUUGUAUUGUGAGCCAGUCUACUUCUUACGAUUUGGUGAUAUUGAUUUUAAAGAUUAUCAAGUUGACGUCCUGUUUAACUCUACGCAGACUUUGACACUCUCUGGCUCAAAUGUUCAAUUUCGAAAGACAUGGGGCACUGAAUCGUUCACAAAGUGGCUCAUUGGUAUCAAGUUUUUCUUUCUUUUCCUCUCUACACUCUUUGCAGGCUGGUACAUUCACUGUGUUAAUCAGCUCUCGUCACGUGAGCAGAACGUAGAACAAGGAUUUGUGAUGGCUUUGAUCUUGUCGCUCAUAUUUUUCAACGACCCAUUUUACUUUGCAGAAGCUACGUACGGCAGCAACGCAGCUCGACUUUUAAGUGUUGCAUUUCAAGUUACAUUCUUUCAGAUGCUGUUACUGUUUUGGCUAGUUGGGAUUGACAACAUGCGCUUACAAGGAAUGGAAAGUGGCGUGUCGAAUGUGAAGUUUUUUGGUCCAAAGCUGUUCUUUGUGACAAAUUUUUGGUUCAUCAUGGUGCUUUAUUACGGCUACAUCAAAUAUAGCCGCAACAACGAUGUCAUGUGGGAUCCUCUUGCUGAAAGCAAUUCUUUUACAUCCCUUAAAUCACUCUGCAGCCUUUUCAGUGUUAUAUUUAUCAUGUGGUACGGUGUUCUCAUUGGAAUGAGUAUACGUCUUGCUAGCGGUGAGUUAUCGCCGAUUCCAUCGAGCGGUGGAGCAUGGACGUCACUUCAGACGAUUAUUAAUGUCUAUGUCUACAUGCUCUGCUACUUGCACGCUCCAUCCACUACGACUCUCGAACAUCUGCGUAAGCACAAACAUACGAAGGGUAAUCAAAACUGCGAAGUCAAGCCACUGAGUAGUAGCAACGCCGUCGAUAUUGCACAGAUUGAACUGGCUGACGGUAACGAAAUUAGCGAAAGCGAUCUGGCGUAA